AUGAAGAGGUCGAGCACGAUCGUGCUGGGUCCCAAGCCCACUAAGGCUUGUGUGAACUGUCGUAGAGUAAAGAUGCGAUGUGAGGUAGAUGGAGCUCCUCCAUGUCGUCGUUGUCGGCAAACAGACUCUGCCUGUGUGUUCAAACCAAGAGCAAAUGCGGCUGCCGUACACGAAGUACCCGAACCAGCUCAGAGCGGUACUUUCUAUGCUUCCCACGUCCAGGAUCCCCGAUCAAUCCUCAGUCGCCUGGAUAGAAUCGAAGCAGUCCUUGGAAUUGGGAAAAACAAGCCGGCAACAACAUCACUCAACUUUGACUCGGAUUCAGAGCAAGAAUCAGAAGGUGUCUCCUUCCACGGCCUCUGGAAGGCUGUUCGACGUUUGAGAACCAUCACUCAACCCCCUCAACCAGAUGAUAUCUGGUCUCAUUCCAUCGUUAAGACUCUCUGGCGCUCGUUUUUCGAAAACCUGCCUCUUCUUCACUUCCUUUCAGACCAACGGGCUUUUGCAUCACCGACACCAUUACUUCUCGCCUCCAUCCUCUACAUCUCUGCUCUUCAUCAUCCAUCAGCUGAAUUUGCUUCACUAGCAACGGGCUACUUUGCAGCUACCUGCAGUGCGAUUUCCGAGUUAUCUACUCCCUUAUUGAUACCUAAUCCCUCUGAUAGCAAGGCCAAGAAAGCAGAACACGGUCUAUCAGCCUCUCCUAAUGAACAGAAACAUUUUCAUAACAUCCUUGGCCUCAUUAUGGCCAGUCUGAGUUCUGAGGGAUAUAUUGAGACUACGGGUACUUGGAUCGCAAUUGCCUACCGGCUUCUCCUCGACCACUGUCGAGCAGAUACCGAUGAUGCGACUCGUGAUUGGCGCGGUCUCUUUUCAGGUCUACAAGUUAUCGACGUUGAGCAUGCUUCCAUGCACCUGUGUUACCCUCUCCUUCCAAGUCAACCCCCUUCUCCGGCACUGCAACAUAUGAACAGUUACCAAGGAAAUGCAUUCCGUGGCCUGGCUCAAAUGAUGCAUCAGGGUCUCAGUCAUUUUGUUGGUCGGGGACUCCCUACUAUAUGGUCCUUUCUAAGUACGAUAGAGUCUGAUUUUGCCCCCACCGGUCACACACCUUUCACAGAACAUGACUCGCAGGUAAUGCGACUCUGGGCAAAGGGGCUGGACAACUGGCUAAUUCGCUACAAUGGGGCAUCCCAGCCGUCCCCGUCUGACAGACAAGGAAUACUUAUUCUCUUGCAAUAUCAUCUUCAUAAGCUCUAUGUUCUGUCGAUCUAUCAUCCGGCUCGAGGAUUCGACCUUGGGACUGCGAACAUCAGCUCAGUCGAAAGACAAGAACUUCUCGUUUCAGCACGUGCCGUCUUGCGACUUAGGCAGGAUGAAGCCAGUAUAUGGUCCAACUGGGAUCUCGUGAUGAUAACAUGGGCCGCAAUUCUACUACUGCGAGGUGUAGAAGACGGCUUAACACGUCAAGACGAUCUCCUCCUUAUUCAAGCCCACCUAAACAGCCUAGGAAGAAAUCCCCAACCCGCGCAAAGUAUUCACAGCAUCCUCUCCACCCGUCUAGAAUCCGCUAUACAGAGCAUCCACACCCCUCCCGCUACGGGACCAGAUUUCGCUUUUCCCUCUCCCAGAGCAGACUAUUCAUGGACCAUCUUCGACCAAGAAAUCAUGUCCCUCGCCAACCCACCGUGGCUGUUCGAGGACAUUCUUCCCCAAACCGCAGAGCAGGUCGGUGAGUUAUCACGACCAUCACGUUCCCAGAGCGGGUUCCCAGGACAUUACGAUGCUGCCUCUGGUUCUGGCUCAGGUUCGGGUUCAGGUCUGCUCAUGGAGGCGGAUUCUCACGAUUUCGACACCAGUAGGCACUGGCCGGCGCCGGACGUGUGGCCUUCGACUUUGAAUAGAUUAUUUGGUCGGGAUACGCCGAUGGAGGGGAAUAAUAGUGGACCGACUUGA
Monascus purpureus is the source of this 1956-nucleotide messenger RNA. The record is from the annotation of a GenBank genome assembly. NCBI's taxonomy places the organism in Eukaryota, Fungi, Ascomycota, Eurotiomycetes, Eurotiales, Aspergillaceae.